Apaloderma vittatum (bar-tailed trogon) is the source of this 1004-nucleotide messenger RNA. RefSeq names its product phenylalanine hydroxylase (gene PAH). Lineage: Eukaryota; Metazoa; Chordata; Aves; Trogoniformes; Trogonidae. The record is from RefSeq and is a predicted model, not a curated record. Gene Ontology annotation, biological process: L-tyrosine biosynthetic process. Gene Ontology annotation, molecular function: phenylalanine 4-monooxygenase activity; iron ion binding. The annotation marks the transcript as partial. The transcript is spliced from 9 exons.
GGGUUCAAAGAUCCUGUGUACCGGGCCCGGAGGAAGGAGUUUGCGGAUAUUGCUUACAACUACAGACAUGGCCAACCUAUUCCUCGAGUCACCUACACAGAAGAAGAAAAGAAAACAUGGGGCACUGUCUUCAGGGAGCUGAAGAGUCUCUAUCCAACUCAUGCUUGUUAUGAACACAACCAUGUGUUCCCACUGUUGGAGAAGUACUGCGGCUACAGGGAGGACAACAUUCCCCAGCUUGAAGAUAUUUCAAAAUUCUUACAGACCUGCACUGGAUUUCGCCUGCGUCCUGUUGCAGGCUUGCUUUCCUCUCGGGAUUUCCUCGCUGGGCUGGCGUUCCGAGUAUUCCACUCUACACAAUAUAUUCGCCAUGCAUCCAAACCCAUGUACACACCAGAGCCUGAUAUUUGUCAUGAGCUGCUAGGACACGUGCCUCUCUUUGCUGACCCCAGUUUUGCUCAGUUUUCUCAGGAAAUUGGACUGGCAUCUCUGGGAGCUCCAGAUGAUUUCAUAGAGAAACUCGCUACGGUUUAUUGGUUUACAGUGGAAUUUGGACUCUGCAAAGAAGGCGAUUCCCUCAAGGCAUAUGGUGCAGGGCUGCUGUCUUCAUUUGGGGAGCUGCAGUAUUGUUUAUCAAGUAAGCCUGAGAUUCAGCCUCUUGUCCUGGAGAAGACUGCUGUGCAGAAGUACCCUGUUACUGAGUUCCAGCCCAUCUACUAUGUUGCUGAAAGUUUUAAAGAUGCAAAAGAAAAGCUAAGGAAAUUUGCUCAAACGAUCCCUCGCCCUUUCUCUGUUCGGUACAAUCCCUACACCCAGAGGAUUGAAGUCUUGGACAAUGCAAAGCAACUGAAGAACUUAGCUGACACCAUCAACAGUGAGAUUGGGAUCCUGUGCAAUGCCCUCCAGAAGUUGAAAUGAAGAUUUGCUGUAACUUAGUAGUCACUGGCUACUGACUAGAAGAUAAAAUGUGCAAAUGCCAGCCUUCAUCUAGCCUCAGUCUAUUA